Molecule: messenger RNA, 4768 nt
Organism: Sinocyclocheilus rhinocerous
Lineage: Eukaryota; Metazoa; Chordata; Actinopteri; Cypriniformes; Cyprinidae
Product: rab11 family-interacting protein 1-like
Exons: 6
Coding region: 165-4055 (1296 amino acids)
Biological process (GO): regulated exocytosis
Cellular component (GO): intracellular membrane-bounded organelle
Molecular function (GO): small GTPase binding
Source: RefSeq, a predicted model, not a curated record
GCGUGACUUUAGAGUGACGCUCUCACUUGUUGCUUCACUGGAUUAACUUUUCCAGCGAAACAUUAACGGACCUUUGACACAUUGAAACUUCUCGCUGGGCAGGACAGCUCGCGCGUCCUGCUGACUUUUCAGUCCCAACUGAAACGAGUUGGGUUUUCACAGAAAUGUCUCUGGCAGAGCAAAGCCAGCAGUGGUUUCCCACUAGCGUCCAGGUAACGGUGCUCCAGGCGAGGGGUUUGCGGAGCAAGGGGAAGAAUGGCACCAACGACGCGUACGCCAUCAUGCAGGUGGCCAAGGAAAAGUUUUCCACCUCGGUGGCGGAGAAGAGCGUCGCGCCGGUGUGGAAAGAGGAGGCCGCGUUCGACCUGCCGCUCUUUCACCCCAGUAACGCGGAGCGCUGCACACUUCAGGUGUGUGUGAUGCACCGGGCGCUGGUGGGACCCGAUAAAAUGCUCGGACAGGCGACCAUCAACCUCCUGGAACUCCAAGACAAUAAAUCCCGUAAUAAAACUGAAUGGUUCAAAUUGAUGGGCAAGACGGGGAAGGCUGAUAAAGACAGGGGUGAGGUGCUCCUAGACGUUCAGUUCAUGAAGAACAACAUGACGGCCAGCAUGUACGACCUCUCUGGGCAGGACAAGUCACGCUCACGACUUGGCAAGAUCAAGGAUAAGCUGAAAGGGAAAAAGAAAAAUGGGAUGUCGGAUUCUGCUUCCGCCAUUGUGCCUUCAGUCUGCCAGGUACUGACUGACAGUGAGGGAGAAGAAGAACCUGACGUCACACCCGGAGCCAAAAAGAAGAAUAAACUCAAGUCCCUCUUCGCACCCAAGCCGAGUUUGCACCGUAACAUUUCCCAGUCCAUGUCCACACUCGCCACCCUGCCUGAAAAAGACUCGCCCAUCAGUCUGAGCAGAUCGUCUGGCCUAAAUAUAGAGUCUCCUGAAGGCAAAAAGAAGUUCAAAUUUCUGAAGCACAAGCGGACCGGAAGCUCUGACAGCAAGGUUUCCCAGGGUACUGGGUCUCUUGGACCGGGCAUGGUGCAGAGCAACAUGUGCAUCAACGGCAGUCACGUCUACACAGAAGAGCCAGAGACCAGAGGAUCCAGGGCCGGUUCCACCUUCAGCCUGAACAGCUCCGGCCACGGAUCCAUGGAGGACCUGCGCAGAGGUCAUGACAGGAAAACCUCCAGCACCUCAAUGGAUUCCUCAGACCAAACUCAAGACAAUGCAGUGGAAGAGAUGCGCAGAAGACAAGAGGAACAGAGGAAACAUGAAGAGGAAGUCAGGAAAAGACUAGAGGAGGAAAGAAGACAGGCUGAAGAGGAGGAGAGGAAACAGAUUGAGAGAGAACAGGAAGAGGAGAGGAAACGCUUGGAAAGAGAGGAAGAGAAGAGAAAGCUACAGAAACUGGAAGAGGAGCGGAAAAGGAUUGAGAGAGAGGGAGAAAGAAAGAGGAUAGAGAAGGAAGAAGAACGAAAACGGACUGAAAGAGAGGAGGAAAGAAAAAGGAUGGAGAGAGAAGAGGAGAGGAAACUGCUUGAGAGGGAGGAGGAAAGAAAGAGGAUAGAGAUAGAAGAGGAAAGGAAUUGGAUGGAGAGAGAGGAAGAGAAAAGGAAGCUUGAGAAACAGGAAGAAGAAAGAAGAAAAAAUGAGGAAGAGGAAAGAGAAAGAAAAAGGAUUAAACAGGAGGAAAUGAUCAGAAUAAAGAAGGAACAGGAACGAGUUAGACAGGAAGAGGAAAGAAGGAAAGCUGAGGAGGAGAGGACCAAAGAGGAGAAAAGGAAGAGAAUGGAGGAAGAGGAAAAGGCUAGGAAGGAAGAAGAUAAACGGAGGAGAAUUGAGGAAGAGGAGAGAACGAGACUUGAGAAUGAAAAGUUGCAGAAAGAAGAAGAGACAAGAAAGUUGGAGAUGGACAGAAGACGUGCUGAAGAAGAGGAGAGACUACUGAAGGAAAAAGAAAAGAUGGAAGCAGAGGAGAAGAGGAAAAGGAAAGAGGAAGAAGAGAGAAGACUGUCUGAGGAGAUGGAAAGAAAAGAACAAGAAAGGGUGCGACAGGAAAAAGAGAAGUUGGAGCUUGCGAACAAGAGAAUAGAAGAAAGGAUGAGAGAGGAGCAGGCGAGAAGAAAGGCUGAGGAAGAGGAUGAGAAGAGGAAGCUGAAAGAGAAAGCGGACCAGGAGAGAAUCAGGCAAGAGAAAGAAGAAAUGGAAAGACAGAAGAAAGAGAAAGAACAGCGGCCCGAGGUGAAACCCAGGAGUGCUCGACUGAAUACGAGUAAAAAAGCAUCUGACGAGAUUAACUCGGACAACAUCCUAUUCACCAAUCCCUUUGAAGACCCCCUCUUAUUCGACGAGAGCUCCACCAAUCCCUUCGAGCAGCCCACCGUUUCUCAACCUGAAGCCCUCAGUCGGUCCACCAAAGUCUCUGCAGUCAAGCCAAGUUCUUCUGUUUCUGGAAUCUUCUUUUCACAAGCAUCUGUGCCAAACACCAACCCAUUCUUAGAUGACUCCGAUGUUCAUGGCGGAAACACUGAGAAAGUUGUCCAUCUCGGAGACGCCGCAGAAAGGUCAGAGAAGAAACGACGUGCCCCAAUGCCUCCCCAGAACAAGACGCAGAAGGGAAAACCAGAUGUCCCUCCAAAAGCACCAGCGAUUCCUAAAGCCACACAAGCUUUUCCAUCUAGAGCAUCUGAAGAUGAUGGAGACUCUGAUUCCUGCAGUUUACAAAGGGACAAACGUCCCGCCCCUUUACCACCAAAGAACAAGCAAGAAGUGCAAAACACGCAUGCAGACCAAACUACCACUCCUCUUCAUACCGGUGAAUGGAGAACUACUAGAUUCCAGGAAAUAGACCAGACUAACAAAGUGUGCCCGGUUUUGCAAGAUGAGUCAAGGACCUCUGAUGCAGCCAAUUUUGGGAACACCAGUUUAUCGCGUCUUAUCCAGGGUCAUCCCAGUAACAGACAAGAAACCAACCCUUUUAUAUCUACCGAGGUCAAAACAACUAAACACAACAAGGGUCCAGCACCAAAGCCUUCAUUACAGUCAAAAUCUUGCAAGACAUCUGCAUCGGAAUCUGAAACAAGCAAGCAAGCAAUUAGUAAUGUCCAUUUAACUGAACAUGAAACCAGUGCUGCCUCAAACUCUUGCAUUGAUCAAAUAGAUGAGUCGACUGACAAGCUUGAUGAUCUUCCUGCAGAUGAAGAGCCUUCUACCAAACCCGAGCACUCUGAAGACCUUUUCUCAAGAGAAAGUAAACACAAGGUUUUACCAGAAAAGUCUAAACUAGACUCUCUUGGAGAAGACAUACCUUCAAUGUCUGAUCCAGUCCUUGGAAAGGUUUUCUAUAAUGUGAAUGAUCCCGAGAAUGCUGAAAAUGUCCUGCUUGAGAGUGGCGUUUCCAAAAAGAAGAGUCGGGCCCCGUUGCCUCCUGCCAAAUCAGCAUCCAGCCAGCAACCAGAAGCUGCACCGAUCUCAACCAGUCAACCCAGCAUACAAGAUCAAGACAAGUCAUUAACUGUUAAUAGUAGCAAGUCAACUUCAUGUUUUACCCAAUCCCUGGUGAACUCCUCUUCAACCUCCAGUCAAGCUCUCGCUCCUUUGAAACUGGAAGCAGGUCAUGGGUCAGAGCACCGGUCGCUCCCACAAGCCAGAGUGUUACCUAUUGAUGUUCAGCCCGUCGCUGGGCAGAAAAAUGGGAGUGAAAGCGAGAGAACAGGUGAUCCUGCCUUCAAACCCUGCAGACCCCAUGCAGUGAAACCCCUGAGCACCACUGACAAGCAGCCAGACCUCCGAGAGACCCAUGACGCUUCCAGAUCUGCUAAAAUUACAGAUGACAUGCAAGUUAAGAUGAAGGCCCCAGAGGCUAAAGGGACGGGACCGUACUCCCAGCUAACCCAUGAAGAACUCAUUAACUUGUUGGAAAAGCAGAAGCAGCAGCUUUCUCAGAAGGAUGCUAAGAUUGGGGAACUGGAGCUUUAUAUAGACAGUCUUCUGGUCCGUGUCAUGGAGGAGAGCCCCAACAUCUUAAUGUCCUUGAGCUUGAUGAAGAAGUCAGUUUGAGCACUUUUGUAGCAGAGUUUUGAAUUUAGUGUGCUCUGUAAUCACAAAUAUGGGGUGAACGUCAGUGCAUGGUUGUGGGUAAAUCACAGAGGUUUUCACUAAAUCCAGUAUAGCUGUAACUGCAGACACUAGUGAGCCGAAGUACACUUGACGUCUCGGGCUGAAUGGUGACGAAAUGAUUGUUUGUUAUUUGGCUUGCUUCAGAUCCAGCUAACCAUGUGACUUCCAUGUUUAUUCUUGUACAUGUUAAAAUAAAUCAUGUUAAGUAUUUUCUCCAAAGGUUUUUACUGUCCACUUUUCCAUUUGAAUUGCUAAUAUUCUUUGAUUAGUAUCAUAUAAAUUAUAAAUAUCAUCUAUCAAAUCGUUCAAUGGAUCAUGCAACCCAUAUGUUUAAUAAGUAAACAAAAUGGCGCUACAUAUAUUCUUGAAAAAUAUUUUAUAUAAAUUACAAAGCUGUAUGAUAUUUUGUAGACCGAUCUCUGCAUUGAUACGUUGUUUUCUUUUCAAUGAAGCACUUUAAAAGAAUCAGUUCAUCUGUAAAUAAUGAACAUGUGAUCAUUUGUACUUUAUGCCUUUUGUCAUGUAAGCUGACAGCUUUAUUAUUCUCUGCUUUUGAAAUAAAGAAUGUCACAGGCGUGGCUUUGUAAAGGGCUGCGUCACACGAUUGUGUCUGUGUGCAUUUUUAAGAAUGCAGGUUAAGCUUUAAAUGAUUA